GCCACCCCUAUCAUCUCGUUGACAAAAAAUUCUUAUUCCCAAAUUCACACUUUGUUCACUGUUUUCUUAAGAAACGCACCUAUUAGAAUUUUUAAUCCCGAAAUAUUGGGAUAAGUAAGAGAAGAAGGACAAGUGGGAAUUCAUAGUUUCUUUGAACAUUAGAGAGAAUCACAGGAAGAAGAAUGAAUUACGAAGCUGACACUAACAUGACUGAUUUGAUGACUAUCACACGCUUUGUUCUGAAUGAACAGUCAAAGUAUCCUGAAUCACGUGGCGAUUUCACCAUCCUUCUCAGUCAUGUCGUUCUUGGCUGCAAAUUCGUUUGUUCUGCUGUUAACAAGGCAGGACUGGCAAAACUCUUAGGACUUGCUGGAGACACCAAUGUUCAAGGUGAGGAGCAAAAGAAAUUGGAUGUGCUUUCAAAUGAAGUAUUUGUGAAAGCCUUAAUCAGCAGUGGACGCACAUGCCUACUUGUUUCUGAAGAGGUUGAAGAGGCUAUAUUUGUGCCACCAUCACAUCGUGGCAAAUACAUUGUUGUGUUUGAUCCUUUGGAUGGAUCCUCAAACAUUGACUGCGGGGUUUCUAUUGGAACUAUCUUUGGUAUUUACAUGGUGAAGGAUGAGACUAAAGUUAGUCUUGAAGAUGCAUUGCAACCUGGGAACAAAUUGUUAGCAGCUGGUUACUGCAUGUAUGGAAGCUCUUGCACGUUUGUGCUUAGCACAGGAAAUGGUGUGAAUGGUUUUACACUUGAUCCUAGCCUGGGGGAGUUCAUAUUGACUCACCCAAACAUCAAGAUACCAAGGAAAGGAAAGAUUUAUUCGGUGAAUGAAGGAAAUGCCAAAAACUGGGAUGAACCGACCACCAAAUAUGUACAAAAAUGCAAGUUUCCUCAAGAUGGUUUACCACCUAAAUCUCUUAGGUACAUCGGAAGUAUGGUUGCUGAUAUCCAUCGAACUUUGCUUUAUGGUGGUAUCUUCAUGUACCCUGCUGAUAUAAAGAGUCCAAACGGAAAGCUACGACUUCUCUACGAAGUCUUUCCAAUGUCAUUUUUGAUGGAGCAAGCAGGAGGUCAGGCUUUCACAGGAAAACAACGGGCUCUUGACUUGGUUCCAAAACAAAUACAUGAACGAUCAUCAAUAUUCCUUGGCAGUUACGAUGACAUCGAGCAAAUGAAAGAGCUUUAUGCCGCAGAUGGUGCAUGAAUAUUCUCUUUCAAUCUAAUUAUAUGUGCCUUUUCAUUUGUUAAGAUGUAUAUGUUAAAUUAUUGGCCUCUUGGCAGUUAAUUGAGCAGGACAACAUUUGUUUCGGUAGAACAUUGUGCUUAUUCGAAGGAGUUACAGAGAAAAGAAUAAAUGGGUGAAGGACAUUUUUUUUUCCUUUAA
Molecule: messenger RNA, 1382 nt
Organism: Cajanus cajan (pigeon pea)
Lineage: Eukaryota; Viridiplantae; Streptophyta; Magnoliopsida; Fabales; Fabaceae
Product: fructose-1,6-bisphosphatase, cytosolic
Biological process (GO): fructose 1,6-bisphosphate metabolic process; fructose metabolic process; fructose 6-phosphate metabolic process
Cellular component (GO): cytoplasm; cytosol
Molecular function (GO): fructose 1,6-bisphosphate 1-phosphatase activity
Source: RefSeq, a predicted model, not a curated record